This is a messenger RNA of Schistocerca nitens (vagrant locust), 3488 nucleotides long. RefSeq names its product far upstream element-binding protein 1 (gene Psi). The transcript is spliced from 17 exons. Gene Ontology annotation, biological process: regulation of DNA-templated transcription. The record is from RefSeq and is a predicted model, not a curated record. Bases 58 to 2397 code for a protein of 779 amino acids. Gene Ontology annotation, cellular component: cytoplasm; nucleus. Gene Ontology annotation, molecular function: mRNA binding. NCBI's taxonomy places the organism in Eukaryota, Metazoa, Arthropoda, Insecta, Orthoptera, Acrididae.
GCCUAGAUCGGUCAUUGAGGAAGGCGCCAUUUUCCCUAUUCUGCUUCAUGGUUCAACAUGAGUGAUUAUUCAGCGGUUGCGCCGCCAUCAAAUUUCAGUCAAAGUUCAGCUUUUGCUGCCGCCCUUCAACGUGCGAGACAGAUUGCAGCCAAGAUCAAUCCUGGUGGCUCAAGUGAGAGCACUGGUCAAAAACGGCCUUUGGAAGAGGGGACAGGGGAGCCCGAGGCCAAGAAAGCGGCCACAACUAGUGAUCCGCAGAUAGCGGCACUUCGGGCACAGCAGACUACUUCACAACCAGUGAACAACGCAGCGGCAGCUGUUCAGGCGGCUGCCGUGGCAGCCAGGGUGGCGGCGGCUGCAGCAGCUGGACUCCCAGGCCUGGGGGGCGUUGGUGUCCCAGGCCUAGGAGCUGUUCAAAAUGAAGACAUCAGAGUGCCUGACAAAAUGGUUGGCCUGAUUAUCGGAAGAGGUGGUGAGCAGAUCAGCAGAUUACAGAAUGAAUCGGGUUGUAAGAUUCAAAUGGCUCCUGACAGUGCUGGUAUGCCAGACAGAACAUGCACUCUCACAGGAACACGGGAGGCCAUUAAUCGUGCGAAGGAGCUGAUCAUGAAUAUUGUCCAACAACGCAGUAGAACUGAAGGAACGGGUUCUGGUAUGGGUGAUAUGAACAUGGGCUCAUCAAACCAUGCACAUGUGGAGAUCAUGGUACCUGGUCCAAAAGUAGGACUGAUUAUUGGGAAAGGCGGUGAAACAAUCAAGCAGCUACAAGAAAAAUCUGGUGCUAAGAUGGUGGUCAUCCAAGAUGGCCCUGCUCAGGAGCAGGAAAAACCACUGCGAAUCAGUGGAGAUCCUCAGAAGGUGGAGUAUGCGAAGCAGUUGGUGUAUGACUUGAUUGCUGAGAAAGAGAUGCAGCAGGCAUUCAGCCGCGGGGGCGGAGGGCAGCGUGGGGGUCAGGGGGGCAACCACAACUACGAUGAAUAUGGUGGAGCUGGUGGGGGUGGUGAAGCAGGCGGAGACACAGCUGAGGUUGCAGUGCCAAAGGCAGCAGUAGGUGUUGUUAUUGGGAAGGGGGGAGAUAUGAUCAAGAAGAUCCAGAAUGAAACGGGGGCUCGUGUGCAGUUUCAGCAUCAGGGCCGUGACGAAAACCCUGGAGAGAGAAAGUGCCUAUUAACAGGCAAACCUCACCAGGUGGAACAAGCUCGUAGAAGGAUAGAGGAUCUCAUUGAGAGUGUCAUGCGUCGUGACAAUGAGAUGGGUCGCGGGCGGGGCCGAGGUGGUCCAGGUGGUGGGGGCGGACCACCUUAUGACAGAAUGGGCAUGCGAGGGGGGGGUGAUUUCAACAGUGGUGGUGGCUGGGAUCGAAGACCUGGUGGGAUGCAGCAAGGACAAAUGGAUAAACAAGAGGCUACAUUCAGUAUACCUGCUGCAAAGUGUGGUAUUGUGAUAGGUAGAGGUGGUGAGACAAUCAAACAAAUCAACCAGCAGUCGGGGGCACAUUGUGAGUUGGACAGGCGACCGCCCCCUAAUCCUGCUGAAAAAGUGUUUGUGAUACGUGGGACACCAGACCAAAUAGAACAGGCGAAGAGAAUCAUUAGUGAAAAGAUUGGAAUGCCGAUUUAUUUGUUUCAGCCACCUGGUCCUGGCGGUGCGCCCCCAACGCAGUACCCCAUUGGUCAAGGCCCACCUGGAGGGAUGUAUUAUUCCAGGCAAGGCCCUCCCCAACACUUCGCCCCGCAAGGAUGGGGCGGAGGCUAUCAGCCAUGGCAGAAUCAGCAACAUCCCACUGAUCCAAGUGCUGGGGCUGGACAAGUUCAGGUUAAUCCAGCUACUGGCCAACCUGACUACAGCAUUCAGUGGGCUGAGUAUUACCGCUCUCUGGGUAUGCAUAGAGAGGCGGAAAUGAUAGAACAGCAAGCGAAGGCGAGCAAGGGGCUGGCUGGCCCUGGUCAGCAGCAACAGGGUGCUGGGCCACAGCCUGGUCCUCAACAGCAGCCUGCUGGCCCUGGUCCUCAAGCUGCUACCACUCAGAAUGGUCAGCCAGAUUACAGUGCGCAGUGGGCAGAAUACUACCGGUCCAUUGGCAAGAUUAAGGAAGCAGAAGCAAUUGAGGCGCAGAUGAAAGCUGGGAAGGUUGGGCAAGCUGGUCCUGGAGGACCACAGCCAGGUCAACCUCAGCCACAGGCUCCACAGCAACCUGGUGCAGCACCACAGCCGACCCAGCCUGCCCAACCACAGCCACCAUACGGCCAGCCAUAUGCGUAUCAGGCUGCUGGAUACUAUGGAGGAGCGCCAGUUGCACCACAACCUGCUCAGCAACCUGGUCCAGGACAACCUCCAUAUACUUACCCUAACUACGGAGGUUAUGGUGCACAGCCUGGUGCACCUGAGAGCCAGUAAUGGAUUGGGACUAUUAUUCUUCGAUGUGGUUCAUACAAAAAUAAUCCGAGAAAAUUGGCAAAAACUUUGGAUUCGUGAAUUUUUUAAGUGUUUGGUAUUGUGCAAGGGUUUCUGAGUUUCCAUUUCGCCUUGUGUCCUGUUUCUCAGACGGCAAGAUCAGUUUGAUGGCUAUCGAAUUUUAAGUCCGGUUCCCUAUAUUUUAGCAUAAGCAUUGAUGUAACUGUGAAAAAUUAUGCUAUUUUGUCUGAUAGUUCUCAGCAUUUUAUGUUUGUGCAUAGUGUAAGAUUGAAAUUAUUCCCUAGCUCCUGCGACAUGUUUGAGUUGAUUAUAAUUUUUGUACUGAAAGUGUGUUGAUUUUGACAUUUGUUACUCAGAUACCCAUUGAUAGAGUACCUUACUUAUCACACUUGCUUAAUGUGUAUUUGCUUUGUGUGAUUCGUUGAGGAGGGAUUUGUGGGAGGGGGGGACUUUCUGCUUUUAUUUUGGGGUAUGCCAAGAUCUUCAAGAGGCACUUCAGCAGUCUCCUGCGGAUGAAAGGUGACCAUGGCACAGAAUCUGGAGAGCCCUCCUGCAUUGUAUGGCUGUUCACAUAUGUGGCUGUCAAGAGAAUCUUUAGCCACAGUAUUCCAUUUUAGUGACCUAUCUUCAAUGACAAAUGGAUCGAAUAAUAUUGUCAACAGAUAGUUAGAAGGUAAAAUAGAUAAUAGUGUAGUAUAAGCACACAUGUGCCAGCUUCUUCAUUUAACAUUUCAUAAAUUAUUUCUUACGAAGUAUCACUUUCUGUUGAAUUUAUAUGUAAGUGCACUUUGGUUUAUACUGCCAGUAUAAGCCUGCAUAUUGUCAAUAUUUUUAUUGUUUGAGUAAAUCUUGUUCCAAAGCUGAUAAACUGCUAAAGAUGUGCUGUUUGUAGAUGGGAAUUCGACAAGAAGCUGGUACGUACUAGCAAUGAAUUGUAACUCUUAACAGACAUCUUCUGAAGUGAUGUUCAUCCUUAAAAAAUUGUUGACAUUACCCUUUCCAAUUUCUGUUUAGUGUAACUUGUUAACAUUUUAUAUAAAAGAGAAAAUUAAACAUUUGUCACUUGAUGAGUA